AUGGAGAAGUGUCAAUCUGAUCAGAUGGCUUAUGUUAAAGGGGCUGCCUUUGAAGCUCUGCAAACUGCAAGGAGAAUAGGCGCAGAUAAAGGCUCAAAACUUGAAAAAGGUCCUGGUUCUGUCUGUGGGUCAAAUUUUAUUAGGAGAGGCCACAGCAGGAGGAGAAACCUAUCAAGUGCCGGUGAUCAAUCUCCUGCAUCAAUGUCACCCGAGUCACAGACCCUUGAUUCCUUUGUUGAAUAUGAAUCAUUGGUUGAGUCACCUAUUUCAAUGAGUCAGGCUUCUCAAAAUUCAAUUUAUGAUUGUAGGAGUGUAAACCGGAAGCUUUGGAGUCGUGAGAAUGGAGUAGUUGAUGUGUCUCUCAAGGAUGGCUUGUUCUCAGAAAUUGCUCGGGGUAGUGCGUACUCGAAUGGAUAUCCAGAGAACUCUGGGAAUAAUGAAUUCAUCAAAUGCGAAGGAGAUUGCACAGAGGAAUUUGCAGGGUUCCUGCAAAGAAAUCCUAGGAAUGGAGCAUCAAGAAGCACCACAACCAGUCCUCUGAGGUCACGCACUCCCAUCAAUGUUGACAACAUCAUCUUCAACACUCCGAGGAGGCUUGUUCACUCUCUUCAGGAUCCAAGUAAUGUCUACUCUAAGUCCUCUGAGAAACGAGCCAGAAGAUUUAGAAGUUUAUCCAUGAGUGAAUUUGAUUGGAGCCCAAAUGCCAGAUACGACCAAGAAGGCUAUUCACAUGGUGUGAACUAUGAAUGCGGAGAGAAUGGGAGCUUCUAUGCUGGUGAUGAGCAGUUUCAAGGUGGCCCUGAAUCGGUAUCAUCAACAGAUGGCAUUCCUGUGGAUGCUGAUUUGCAGGUGUCUCAGGAGGUUGUUCCAGAAAAUGAAACAGAAACUCAAAUGUCUGGCAUAAAAAGUGCCCGUCGAAAGGUUGCUGUGAAAUUGUUGUGUGGACUUUCGUUCGCACUACUUGCAGUAGCUAUGCCACUACUUUGGAUUAAUGAUCAAGGUGAAGGGCAUGAAGGUUAUUAUCUUGUUCCAACUUAA
Molecule: messenger RNA, 1038 nt
Organism: Prunus armeniaca (apricot)
Lineage: Eukaryota; Viridiplantae; Streptophyta; Magnoliopsida; Rosales; Rosaceae
Source: the annotation of a GenBank genome assembly